AAUUCGAAAGGUCACACUCAACAUUAGUCACUGGUUUUUUACACAAUACAAUAAAUCGCUGCAAAAGUGAAAUUUAAAACGUUUUUUGGCCAUAGUUAAAGCAAUUAAACAUAUUUUCUAAAGCUUAUCAUCCAAAGCAAUUAAUCCAAUAGCCCAACGAUUGCCAGUGAAAGGCAAAACGGUGAAUUUUCUUUGUUUGAAAAUCGAUUGCGUAGCAGCCAAAAAAGUAAAAAAAAAAAACGGAGCAAAAAAAUAAAACAAAGAAGAAAAACUUUUUUAUAGGUUUGGCUAAAUAGUUACAACCACCACUAAUUGCACAAAUCUUUCAUCCAGCGAUAAGAGUGCACUUGGCUACGAAUAUGGGUCUAUUUGGGCAGUCGUCGUCGUUUGACGUCGAUGUGGAAAAGGCCACCAGCGAUAUAAAUACAAAUGAAAAUUGGUCUUUGAUCCUGGAUGUGUGUGACAAGGUGUCGACGCAUCCACGACUGGCAAAGGACUGUCUUAAGGCGGUAAUGCGACGCAUGGGACACAAUGAUCCGCAUGUGGUAAUGCAAGCCAUCACUCUGCUGGAUGCCUUGUCUAAUAAUUGUGGCAAACCCUUUCGUUUGGAGGUAGCAUCAAGAGAAUUUGAAACCGAAUUUCGUCGUUUGUUGGCUAAAUUUAAGAAGUCACACCCAAAGGUCGCAAUGUCAAUGUGCCAAGUUCUUAAGAACUGGGCUGAGAAUGACUUUAAAGGAGAUCCACAAUUGACUUUAAUACCAAGUUUAUUUCUUAAACUUCGUUUGGACGGAUAUGACUUUAGAAAUUUGAAUGAGAAAAUCGCUGGCAAAGCGCCUGUUGAAAAGGCAGUCAGCUUGUCCAAGGAUCCGAAUGUGGUCAACAGUCAGCAAGAAGAGGAUGAUAUUGCCAAGGCCAUUGAGUUAUCAUUGAAGGAUAAUAAGUCACCAGCAAGUGGCAGCAGUCCCAAAGUUACAGCAACAACAAGUCAAUCUACAACGGGCAAUAGUACCUAUCCCUCGCUGUAUCCAUCCUUUGGUAGCGCAACAUCUACCACAGAUGCGGCUCAAGCAAGUGCAGCAGCUCCAGAACCUCGUAAGGUGCGAGCUUUGUAUGAUUUUGAAGCCGCCGAGGAGAAUGAAUUGACUUUCUUUGCUGGUGAAAUAAUUCACGUUAUGGACGAUACAGAUCCUAAUUGGUGGAAGGGCUUCAAUCAACGUGGCGAGGGCUUAUUCCCUUCAAAUUUUGUUACUGCCGAUUUAUCUGUAGAUCCCGAACGUUUGGAUAUCAAUCAGCAGCAUAAAACAGCGGCCACUGGGGCAGACGAAGCCCAGAAAACAGAAACAAAUGCCGGAGCUACAGCCGGAGCUACUAGUGUCCAGCCCGUUGAGAUUGACGAAGCGAAAGUGGAUCGUCUCUUACAUUUGCUGCAUGAGGCCAACCCCGAAGAUCCAUCCCAGGAUACAAAUGAAAUGUUACGCCUGGAACAAGAGGUUCAUCAAAUGGGGCCACUGAUUGAUGCCGAAUUGGAGCGUGUGGAUCGUAAACAUGCUCAGUUGACGCAAUUGUCCAGUGAUUUAGUUGAUGCCAUCAAUCUAUAUCACACCUUGAUGCGAGAUGAUCGAGCUGCAGCCGGCCAGUUUGCUGCUGGUGGCUUUAUGCCUGGUUUGCCUGCCAAUUUUCCUGGUGCAGCACUAUACGGUGCGCCAGGAUAUCCCAGCGCUGUGGGUUUCCCACCAGCGCAAAGUUAUCCUGGCAUGCAUUCAUUGCCAUAUGGUCCGGUAUCUGUUCCAUCUGUUACUCAAACAGCUGGUCCAGCUCCGGCUCAAGCUCCUGCUGUAUACUUGGGUCAACAAGGACAAAUACCAUUACCGUAUCAAAACGGACACGCUCUACCACCACAAGCGGCAGGACCUCCAGGACAUGGCCAAUCCAUUUAUAAUGCCAACCAAACCAAUCCACAACAGCAAGCGAUUCCCCAACAACAACAACCACAGCCUGGCUACCAUCUAGAUCAGCAGCAACAGCAACAACAACAUCCUACUCAAUUUGCUGCUGUUCCCCCAGCAGCCACACAAUUGCCACCACAUCAGCAGCAUCAGCACCAGCAGCAGCAACCACAUUCAUAUAUGUCACCACAACAUCAACAGCAUCCUCAAGCACCGCCUCAGGGCUAUCAGCCGGUACCCCCCCAACCACAACAACAACAGCAGCAGCCGUCAGCAGUUCCACAAGCCCAGAAUUAUGCUCCAAACGGUCCACCGCCAACGGCAACUAUAGCAGCACCACCACCAGCUCCAGGAGUUAACCCUCAGAAUUAUAUGCCCCAGAUUUCCCAUGCCCCCCACCCCCAGCAUCAGCCCUUCAGUCAGCUACAUCAGCAAAUCAUGGUUGGUGGUGGCGUCGGUGGCCCACCGCCCACAGUGGCCCCAGGAUAUCCCAUGCAAAAUGAUACCGUCAUUACAAACAACAUUCCUAUCUAUCAGCAGCAGCGGUAAAACCGUAAAAAACCAAACAAUAUCCUUUCAAGAAAACAUCCUUAACUACUAAUUAUUUUGCUUUAAUUUGCCUGCAAAAAACAAGAGAAAAUAAAUAACUUUAAUGAACUUCGGAAAGAGGGAAUACAAUUAACUUUUGUGAACUUUAAAAUUAUAACUUUUAUUCUUUAUGAAA
Drosophila willistoni is the source of this 2670-nucleotide messenger RNA. It is a transcript of the gene Stam, whose product is annotated as signal transducing adapter molecule 1. The record is from RefSeq and is a predicted model, not a curated record. Gene Ontology annotation, biological process: protein transport to vacuole involved in ubiquitin-dependent protein catabolic process via the multivesicular body sorting pathway. Bases 360 to 2495 code for a protein of 711 amino acids. Gene Ontology annotation, cellular component: ESCRT-0 complex. The transcript is spliced from 4 exons. Lineage: Eukaryota; Metazoa; Arthropoda; Insecta; Diptera; Drosophilidae. Gene Ontology annotation, molecular function: ubiquitin binding; phosphatidylinositol binding.